AAUGUCUUCCAUUGGUGUGGCAUGUAAGUAUUUUUCUGUUUUCUAUUCGGCUCAGAGCCACGCAUGUUGUUAUGAGAUCAAAAAAAAAAAAGUCAUAUCUCUAACUUAUUCUCUAGAUCCGCCUCCUUAGAGGCUUUCGAUUCGUGUUACGCUCGAACAGAUACAAGAAAGAACCAGGCCCAGCACAGCUCUUUCAACCUCUCAUCAUAUCGUCCGGUGGCUCCUUGAUGGAGAUGGACUACAAUUUGCACAGUGAGUCACCGAACUGAUCAUCGAGUCAACUACUAUCUGAACCUAUAAUUAACCGCCCUUUCACAGAGUCUAACAGCACAUACUUUGCCGACCUCGACGUGGCCCGAUGCCACCUGAUGUGCACUCUCUUCAAUCGCGGUGUGGACUAUGCGCGCAACACCAAGUCUCUCGACUUUCUAGGCAGCUCAGACGGCAUGGUCGGACUCGCGCUGGGGGCCGUCAGCUGCACAUUCCGUCGCGAAGUGAAGCCAUGUCAGCGCUACGAGAUCUGGUCGCGCGUCCUGACCUGGGACCAGAAAUGGAUGUACAUCGUGACGCAUUUUGUCCGGAAAGACGCGAUCAAGCCGCGCUCCUUCACCCUGCUGCCUGGCCAGGUGCGCCGCCGACAGGGAAAGCUCAAGGACCUCGCCAAGAAAGAGGAUGCGAUCUUCGCCUCGUCACUGAGCAAGUGUGUCUGGAAGAAAGGUCGGCGAACGAUCCCCCCCGAGCUUAUGCUGCAGGCUUCCGGACUCUUGCCCCCUAGGGCCGAUCAGGAGGACUUCUUUGCCUCGUUGCGCGAAGAACCACUCUCUAAGCUCAAGCUCUCGCGCCAAGCAGAGGAGGUGUACGACAUCCCGUUCAAGAUUGCGGAGAAGAUCGAGUCGACGUGGGAUGCGCUCACGGACUACUUUUCCCCAGAGUCCGAGGACUCGGAGGGCGGCUUCUCUGCCGGUCCCAAGGAGAUGCGCAAACAGGCGGAAGAUGAGUGGACGUGGGAUCGGGUCGAGCGUGAGCGACAACGGGGUAUGGAGAUCGCAAAGUCUCUCGCCGAACUAGAUCGGCUCGACGGCGAGUUCACCGCUGAGGCCGAUGCGUUGGGGUUGCGUCGGGAUCUAUGGUGAUAUAUCACGCGCAAAAAAAAAGACAUUAUUAAUUCCAGUCGAAACUUUACUCUCCUCCCUCCCCUGUCUUCGCCUUGACCUGUCUAUUCCAGACUGUUUGAUCGAAGAAAGGACCGAAGAGGAGGGGCGGUAUUUUUUUUGGUUCUUGUGGUCUCUAUCUUUUUCUGUUUUCUUUUCUUUUCUUUUCUUUUUCUUUUUAGAUUUCCUUUUCGGGGCUAUUUCUUCAUGAUUCCCAUGAUUAGUAUAGUAUGUAUGGU
Paecilomyces variotii is the source of this 1390-nucleotide messenger RNA. RefSeq lists its product as hypothetical. The transcript has a single exon. Lineage: Eukaryota; Fungi; Ascomycota; Eurotiomycetes; Eurotiales; Thermoascaceae. The coding region runs from base 369 to 1133 and encodes 254 amino acids. The record is from RefSeq and is a predicted model, not a curated record.